Messenger RNA from Vicia villosa (hairy vetch), 1048 nucleotides. RefSeq names its product plastid division protein PDV1-like. The transcript has 3 exons. Gene Ontology annotation, biological process: chloroplast fission. The record is from RefSeq and is a predicted model, not a curated record. Bases 1 to 528 code for a protein of 175 amino acids. Lineage: Eukaryota; Viridiplantae; Streptophyta; Magnoliopsida; Fabales; Fabaceae.
AUGGCCCAAUUGUUGUUAAAGACCAUUCAGACACAGCAGCGUGUUGAAAGAGAUGCUGCAAUUGCUCGUUUGGAACAGAGUAGAAUUGUUCUUGCAAUGAGACUGUCGGAACACCGUGGUAAAAAAUAUAAAGUCAUUGAAGAAGCUCUUGCUUUUGUUGGAGAUGUACAGGAUGCAAGCGGCCUUAUUUCACCUGAAGUUUUUGGACAACCAAAAUGUACAGCUGAGAAUUUUGUAGCUGAUAAAGGGAAGAGAUCUAAUAUACUCAUUAGUGCUUUUGUCUCGAGUUUCAAUUUUGUGAAGAAAUCUUUCGGGUUGGAUCAUAUGGGUGGAAUAGUGGGCAAUGCUGCUUUGGUUGCUGUUAGUAUGAUUACUAUGCUUCAUUUACAUCAGGUAACUAACCAUGGACAUCCAUUUAGGGAAGAAAAUAGAAAUCACGGUAACAGAACUAUGAGAAUAGCUACUCAAUUGGAUUCUUCGUCCGGUGCCCAUUCCAGUAAUCUGGAUGUAUUGUUGGCUCGAGGUUAGGAUUUAACCUCGAUCAUUAUGGUGGAAUGAUAAGGGUUAUGCCUCUAGCAAUGUGUUUGUUUUCUUUCUUUCUUUUUUUAUUCUUUCUUUUGUCAGUGCUCUUGGUCCUUUGUUUUUUCUUGGUUUCAGCGGAGGGCUGAAACCUGGUCCGGGAAUAGGAGAGAAUAUGCUAAAAUGGAGGCAUGCCUACUCUAGGCAGUUUGCUCGAUGUGAAUUGGUAUAGUUUGAUGUUGAGUUUCUUGAUGAAAUCGCAGGUGAAAAAUGGAAUGGAGACUGCAUAUUAUAUGCCUUCAAUGCAGGGACUGCUGUUGACAACAAAAUUUGGCAAACAAAUGGAAGUUGACACAAAAGCACAAUCACAUAAUUUGGCAAAAUACAACUUAAAGGUGCUGAUGUAGAAGAUAGAGCUAACAAGUUCAUUGUUUUAUUUUUUUAGAAAUUCUCGAAGAUAGUAAUAUGUAGAUUUAACAUCAAUUUAGCAUUUUAGAAUUUUCAAGUUGUUGUAUAUAUCAUUAAUUAU